AUGGACAGCGACGACGACGAGGAUGAGGCGAUGGAGGGGGACGACGGCGGCGGUGACGAUGACUUCUACGUCGACGACUGCGGCCAUGAGGAGGACCCCGUGCGGCGGGAGCGCCCCCUGGAGUUCUCGGCCAUUAAAAAGGAGUCCCUUUCGGUGGCACAGCAACAAGACCUGUCCAUGGUGAUGGGCAUGUUCAACAUAAAGCAGCACCACGCGCGUGCUCUCCUGAUCCACUACCGGUGGGACACAUAUCGCCUCAACGACCACCUGGAGAGGAAAGGGCAAGACCGCAUGCUCAUGGAGGCAGGCGUCGUGUUGCAGCAGGAGAGCAACAGCGUGGUUCCACCACCAGCUGCCUCCAAGAAGAGGAAGCUCUCUCGAAAGAAGGUGACCUGCGAGGUGUGCUUCGAGGACUCCUCCCCGGGUGCCUUCUGGACCAUGGACUGCGGGCACUCCUUCUGCAACGACUGCUGGACGGGACACUUCGUCGCCGCCCUCGACGGCGGCAACAAGCAGAUCCGGUGCAUGGCGUUCAAGUGCCCCGCCAUCUGCGACGAGGACAUGGUGCGGCGCCUCCUCGGCCGGAGGGACCCCGCCGCGGCGGAGCGGUUCCACGACUUCCUCCUCCGGUCGUACGUGGACGACAACAGCGCCGUGAAGUGGUGCCCCAGCGUCCCGCACUGCGGCCGCGCGGUCCGGCUGGCCGCCGCCGACGGGGAGCCGCCGGUGUGCGAGGUGGAGUGCCCCUGCGGCGCCAGCUUCUGCUUCCGGUGCGCGGCGCCCGCGCACUCGCCGUGCCCGUGCGCCAUGUGGGAGCGCUGGGAGGCCAAGGGCCGCGGCGAGGCCGAGAACAUCAAGUGGCUGCUCGCCAACACCAAGAGCUGCCCCAAGUGCUUCAAGCCCAUCAUCAAGGACGGCGGCUGCAACCUUGUGACCUGCAAGUGCGGGCAGCAUCUCUGCUGGCUUUGCGGCGGCGCCACCGGGUUGUCUCACACCUGGACCAGCAUCGCCAACCACAGCUGCAACCGCUUCGAGGCGGAGGAGAAGAAGAAGGUGGACGACGCCAAGCGGCAGGUGCGGCGGUACGAGCACUACUACAACCGGUUCCAGAGCCACGGCGUGUCGUGCCGGGCGGAGCGCGAGCAGCUGGGGCCGGCCGUGGCGGCGCGCGCGGCGAGGCUGGAGUCGCACGGCGGCUCCCUGAUCACGGACGCGUCGUGGCUGGGCAACGCGUACCGGAGGCUGCUGGGGUGCCGCCAGGCGCUGACGCGCUCGUACGUGUUCGCCUACUACAUGUUCGACGGCGAGGAGACGCCGACCCGGCCGCUGGAGCCCGGGAGCCUGUCCAUGGCGCAGCGGCAGGACCUGUUCGAGGACUACCAGGAGCAGGUGGAGGCUAACGUGGAGCGGCUGUCCAGGCUGCUGGCGACGGACGACGCGGCCGAGCUGCCGGAGGAGGAGGAGAUCCUGCGGGUGAGGCAGCACGCCAUCAACCUCACCGGGACCGUCGAGAAGCUGUGCCGGCAGAUGUACAGCUGCAUCCAGGACGAGCUGCUGCCGAUGCUCGUCGAGCCCAUGUCCAUCAUGUCGUACCAGCCCGGCGGCCCCAGCACGGCCAGCGAAUUUCCAGCAUGA
Panicum hallii is the source of this 1635-nucleotide messenger RNA. Its product is annotated as probable E3 ubiquitin-protein ligase ARI2. Gene Ontology annotation, biological process: protein polyubiquitination; ubiquitin-dependent protein catabolic process; positive regulation of proteasomal ubiquitin-dependent protein catabolic process. The transcript has 4 exons. Lineage: Eukaryota; Viridiplantae; Streptophyta; Magnoliopsida; Poales; Poaceae. Gene Ontology annotation, molecular function: zinc ion binding; ubiquitin protein ligase activity; ubiquitin conjugating enzyme binding. The record is from RefSeq and is a predicted model, not a curated record. Bases 1 to 1635 code for a protein of 544 amino acids. Gene Ontology annotation, cellular component: ubiquitin ligase complex; cytoplasm.